CUAUUAUCAACAGUCGUCACUUAACAUCACCUCCACUUUCUCUCUCAAUUUCUCUCCCUCCCCUCUCCUCCAUCUCCCUCCCCUCUCCCUCCCCAAAGCAACCAUUCCCAUUCCCUCUCUCUCUCUGUCUCUCUCUCUCUUCAAUUCCUCAAAUUUUCAUAAAAAAAGUAAGAUAUGAACCUCAAGACCAAGCUUCUUCAUGGAGAGUAGUAGUGUUAUAACUUAAGCUAUGAUGUGAUAUAUAUUUAUGUGGUUUUAAUAUCUUAGAACCCAAUUAUCACAAAAUCUUAUAACACCCUAUAAGUGAAACAAAGGUAAGAUUUUUUGUUUCUAUUUUUUGUAUGAAUUAGAUGUUACUAGAUUUGUUAUCAUCAUGAUGGAAGUUAUAACAGCAACAGCAACCACCACAAACACAAACACAAACACAACCUCAAACUCCACAAACACUACUACAUCUUUAACAACAAAUCUAACAAAAGAACAACAACCCGAAUCGGAAAACCCGACCCGAAUCCAUCAACCCAUAUUAUCAAACAUAACAAAACCUUUGUCUUUUUCAAAUGGUGUUCUCAAACGCCACCACCCCAACCACCAUAACAACAACAACAACAACGUUAAUAACCUUAACAACGUUGUUGUUACUUACAAAGAAUGUCUCAAAAACCACGUGGCAACCCUAGGUGGUCAUGCCCUAGACGGUUGUUGUGAAUUCAUGCCAUCACCAACCGCCACCUCCGAUGACCCUGCCUCCAUAAAAUGUGCCGCAUGUGGUUGUCACCGGAAUUUCCACCGCCGUGAACCGGAAGAACCAAUUUCCACCGUUUUUGAAUAUCAACCUCAUCACCGUCACCACCCACCACCACCACCUCUUUUCCAGUCACGUUCACCAAGCUCACCAUCACCACCACCGAUCUCAUCAUACCCAUCAGCCCCACAUAUGCUCUUAGCACUCUCCGGCGCCGGAGUUGGUCUUUCUAUCCCACCGGAAAACACUGCUGCACCGUUAAACCACCUAAGUUCACCUAUGGGAACAAGUAGAAAAAGAUUCAGAACAAAAUUCACGCAGGAACAGAAGGAAAAGAUGCAUGAAUUUGCUGAUAAAGUUGGGUGGAAGAUGCAGAAGAGAGAUGAAGAAAUGGUGAAUGGUUUUUGCAAUGAAGUUGGUGUUGAUAGAAGUGUUCUCAAAGUUUGGAUGCAUAAUAAUAAGAACACUUUGGGAAGAAAAUUAUCAUUAGAUCAUGUUAAUGGUAAUGGUGACAGCGCCGCCGUGAACGCCUCCGUGGACGGUGGUUCUGGUGGUGGUUGUGAGAAUGAGAAUAAUGGGAGUAAUGUUGCUGCUUGUGGUACUACUAAUGGGUCUUCUUCUUCUUCUUGAUCUUUUUUUUUAUUUUUUAUGAGAGAUUAAAAAAAAUGAGGGAAUAAUAAUAAUUAAUAUGUUUAGAUUAUUAUAGAGUAAUUAUGAGAUGGUACUAGUUAAUUUAGUUGUUUUUUUUUAAUUUCAAUUUAAUUGUUUAGUUUUUGUUAAUUAAUGAGAUUAUUAUGAUAAUGAUGAUGAUCAA
Messenger RNA from Medicago truncatula (barrel medic), 1559 nucleotides. Its product is annotated as zinc-finger homeodomain protein 9. The record is from RefSeq and is a predicted model, not a curated record. Gene Ontology annotation, molecular function: transcription cis-regulatory region binding; DNA-binding transcription factor activity. Gene Ontology annotation, biological process: regulation of DNA-templated transcription; regulation of developmental process. The coding region runs from base 374 to 1375 and encodes 333 amino acids. Gene Ontology annotation, cellular component: nucleus. NCBI's taxonomy places the organism in Eukaryota, Viridiplantae, Streptophyta, Magnoliopsida, Fabales, Fabaceae. The transcript has a single exon.